Hemisphaericaspora subhashii is the source of this 561-nucleotide messenger RNA. RefSeq lists its product as uncharacterized. Gene Ontology annotation, cellular component: intracellular membrane-bounded organelle. Gene Ontology annotation, biological process: vacuolar protein processing. The record is from RefSeq and is a predicted model, not a curated record. Lineage: Eukaryota; Fungi; Ascomycota; Pichiomycetes; Serinales; Debaryomycetaceae. The coding region runs from base 1 to 561 and encodes 186 amino acids. The transcript has a single exon.
AUGGCAUCUGGAAGUACAAAGAAAUUGGCAGUCGCCAACACCAAGACAUUAAACCAACUUCAUUUAAUAACCCUCAUAAUCAACGUCAUUUCAAUUUUUGUAAUAUUUGUAUUCAAACGUCCAUCAUCAUAUAAACCAUGGUUAAUAUUAUCAAUACCAAGUUUUAUAAUUGAAUAUAAUUUAGAAAAAUCAGGUCGACCAAAAUAUGUGACCGAGGGUAGUGGAGUCCAAAAAUUAAUUAGAUCCGGUGAUGAUAUUCAUCAAUCUGGGGGAUUGUUUGAAUAUUUCUUCGAUGUUGUUUAUUUGACUUGGGGAUUUAAUAUUUUGAUGAUUGUAAUUGGAAGUAAUAAAAUUUGGUGGUUAUAUUUAAUUAUUCCUGGAUUUGUAAUUUAUAAAUUAUAUGGAAUUGUUAGUCCAUUUUUAUUAAACAGAAAAGGUAAUGCACAAGCUGUAGGUGAAGAUCAACAACAACAACAGCAGCAACAAUCAAGUGGUACUUCUAAACGUCAACAAAAGUUACAAGCUAGAAGAGAGAAGGGUACUGCUGUGAAAUAUAGAUAG